Solanum verrucosum is the source of this 3297-nucleotide messenger RNA. RefSeq names its product 1,4-alpha-glucan-branching enzyme 3, chloroplastic/amyloplastic. The transcript has 22 exons. Gene Ontology annotation, cellular component: cytoplasm. Gene Ontology annotation, molecular function: hydrolase activity, hydrolyzing O-glycosyl compounds; 1,4-alpha-glucan branching enzyme activity; cation binding. Gene Ontology annotation, biological process: glycogen biosynthetic process. The record is from RefSeq and is a predicted model, not a curated record. The coding region runs from base 104 to 2815 and encodes 903 amino acids. NCBI's taxonomy places the organism in Eukaryota, Viridiplantae, Streptophyta, Magnoliopsida, Solanales, Solanaceae.
ACAGUACCCGCCUCUUAUCACUAAGGCGAAAAAAAAAAAAAAAAACAAGCACCAGUUCAUCUUCUUCCCUCCUUAGUUCCAUUGAGAGAAAUUAGCAUCAACAAUGCUCUCUCUGACGGAUUCAAUUCGAAUUUCUUCACCUUUAAGCGAUUCUCGUCUGAGCUUUCUAUCUCAAACCGGAAGCAGAACCAGUCGCCAGCUUAAAUUUGUUCGCAGCCGCCGGGCUCGAGUUUCGAGGUGUAGAUGCUCAGCAACGGAGCAACCGCCACCGCAACGACGGAAGCAACGACCGGAGAAGUACAAACAGUCGGAGGAAGAGAAAGGAAUCGAUCCUGUUGGAUUUCUCAGCAAAUACGGCAUUACUCAUAAAGCGUUUGCUCAAUUUCUUCGUGAAAGAUAUAAAUCAUUGAAGGACUUGAAGGAUGAAAUAUUGACUCGUCAUUUCAGUCUCAAGGAGAUGUCUACUGGGUAUGAAUUAAUGGGUAUGCAUCGUAACAUGCAACAUCGAGUGGAUUUCUUGGAAUGGGCUCCAGGUGCUCGCUACUGUGCUCUGAUUGGUGACUUCAAUGGGUGGUCAACAACUGGUAACUGUGCCAGAGAGGGUCAUUUUGGUCAUGACGAUUAUGGGUAUUGGUUUAUUAUUCUUGAAGAUAAAUUACGUGAAGGAGAAGAACCUGAUAAAUUGUAUUUUCAACAGUACAAUUACACGGAGGACUAUGAUAAAGGUGACACGGGUAUUACCGUCGAAGAAAUCUUUAAAAAAGCAAAUGAUGAGUAUUGGGAACCUGGAGAAGAUCGCUUCAUUAAAUCACGUUAUGAGGUGGCAGCAAAGUUAUAUGAGGAAAUGUUCGGACCAAAUGGACCUCAAACAGAAGAGGAACUAGAAGCAAUGCCUGAUGCAGCUACACGAUACAAAACUUGGAAAGAGCAACAAAAAAAGGAUCCAGCAAGCAAUUUGCCAUCGUAUGAUGUGGUAGAUAGUGGAAAAGAAUAUGAUAUUUACAAUAUUAUAGGUGAUCCUGAAUCGUUUAAGAAAUUUCGUAUGAAACAGCCUCCUAUUGCUUACUGGUUAGAAACUAAAAAGGGAAGGAAAGGCUGGUUACAGAAAUAUAUGCCUGCUUUACCUCAUGGAAGCAAAUACAGGGUGUAUUUUAACACACCAAAUGGGCCUCUUGAACGAGUUCCUGCGUGGGCCAAUUUUGUCAUUCCAGAUGCAGACGGGAUGCAAGCAUUAGCAGUCCAUUGGGAACCACCUCCUGAAUAUGCUUAUAAAUGGAAACACAAGCUACCAGUCAAGCCUAAGUCCUUGCGCAUAUAUGAAUGUCAUGUUGGCAUCUCUGGCCAGGAACCAAAAGUUUCAUCUUUCAAUGAUUUUAUUAGCAAGGUCCUUCCGCAUGUAAAAGAAGCUGGAUACAAUGCAAUACAAAUUAUUGGAGUUGUUGAGCACAAGGAUUAUUUCACUGUUGGAUAUAGAGUGACCAAUUUUUAUGCUGUUAGUAGCCGUUAUGGCACACCGGAUGACUUCAAGCGCUUGGUUGAUGAAGCACAUGGGCUUGGACUGCUUGUCUUUUUGGAGAUUGUGCACUCUUAUGCAGCAGCAGAUGAAAUGGUUGGGUUAUCUCUUUUUGAUGGAGCAAAUGAUUGCUAUUUCCACACUGGUAAACGUGGACACCACAAAUUCUGGGGCACACGGAUGUUCAAAUAUGGAGAUCUUGAUGUUCUGCACUUUCUUCUUUCAAAUCUGAACUGGUGGGUGGAGGAGUAUCAUGUCGAUGGCUUCCAUUUUCAUUCGCUCUCGUCCAUGUUGUAUACGCAUAAUGGAUUUGCUUCAUUUACUGGUGACAUGGAUGAAUACUGUAACCAAUAUGUUGACAAGGAGGCCUUAUUGUACCUCAUUUUAGCAAAUGAAGUAUUACAUGCUCUUCAUCCUAAUGUGAUCACGAUUGCGGAGGAUGCAACUCUGUAUCCUGGACUCUGCGAUCCAACAUCUCAAGGUGGACUGGGCUUUGAUUAUUUUGCCAAUCUUUCUGCCUCAGAGAUGUGGCUUGCAUUACUUGAAAAUACUCCUGAUCAUGAAUGGUGCAUGAGUAAGAUUGUUAGCACAUUAGUGGGCGACAGACAAAAUACUGAUAAAAUGCUUUUGUAUGCAGAAAAUCACAACCAGUCCAUUUCUGGAAGUCGUUCCUUCGCAGAAAUACUGAUUGGUAACUCCUUGGGGAAAUCUUCCAUAUCACAAGAGUCAUUACUUAGAGGCUGCUCGUUACACAAGAUGAUCAGAUUAAUUACAUCUACAAUUGGUGGUCAUGCAUACCUCAACUUCAUGGGCAAUGAAUUUGGUCACCCAAAGAGAGUAGAGUUUCCAAUGUCAAGCAACAAUUUCUCCUUUUCACUGGCUAACCGUUGCUGGGAUCUAUUGGAAGAUGUUGUACAUUAUCAAUUGUUCUCAUUUGAUAAGGAUAUGAUGGACUUGGAUAAAAAUGGGAGAAUUUUGUCCAGAGGUCUUGCCAACAUUCACCAUGUCAAUGAUACUACCAUGGUGAUUUCUUACUUGAGAGGUCCCAAUCUCUUUGUGUUCAACUUUCAUCCUGUCAAUUCAUAUGAAAGAUACAUUAUAGGUGUGGAAGAAGCUGGAGAGUAUCAAGUCACAUUAAAUACAGAUGAAAACAAGUAUGGUGGUAGAGGACUACUUGGCCAAGAUCAAAAUAUUCAAAGAACCAUUAGUAGAAGAGCUGAUGGAAUGAGAUUUUGCUUGGAAGUGCCUCUGCCAAGUAGAAGUGCUCAGGUCUACAAGUUGACCCGAAUUCUAAGAGCAUGAUCACUCUAGUAAUCAAAGUGCCUCAUAUGAUGACACAAAAGGAAAGGUUCUACAUUGCCCUUACACUGAUCAAUAUUGACACCUUUCCGAGGUGAGUUUCUGUGAUUCUUGAGCAGACUGUUGGCUAGUCAAUUAUCAUGAACUUUUGCCUUCAGCAUCCGGAUAGUCGCUUCUCCUGUGCAAUGAGGGCAUGGACGAAAUUUUUUUGGCUUGUCAUGGGGGUCAUAAGCAUCUGCCAGAUUAAGAUUUCACAGGCCUCGAGUAAAACCAUCACUUACUUUAAGGAUACACAAACACACCAACGGGGUGCAGGCUCUGAUACCUUUAAAGUUGCCAGUGUAUAUAAGAGCAUUCAAAUUGAUGAGAACUUCAAUUUGGUAUCAGAUGUUGAGUCAUGUUUUGUAAACAUUGUGGCCUGUGGGUAUCAAGUUAUCGGUUCAAGAUAUACAAACAUCUCUAAGAGAAGGGCAUACAUCCUGAGU